This is a messenger RNA of Halichondria panicea, 1964 nucleotides long. Its product is annotated as Krueppel-like factor 17. The record is from RefSeq and is a predicted model, not a curated record. The transcript is spliced from 2 exons. Gene Ontology annotation, biological process: regulation of transcription by RNA polymerase II. Gene Ontology annotation, molecular function: RNA polymerase II cis-regulatory region sequence-specific DNA binding; DNA-binding transcription factor activity, RNA polymerase II-specific. The coding region runs from base 227 to 1627 and encodes 466 amino acids. Lineage: Eukaryota; Metazoa; Porifera; Demospongiae; Suberitida; Halichondriidae.
GUGUGUUUUGUUAGUAAUCUCUAAAUAAUGAAGGUAACAUUAAAAUUACGGUGAUUUUUUACAUAUGGCGUUAUAUCAGAGAAAAAUCGGGCGACAUGAAUGUAAAGAUUAUUGUGUACUCGAGGCCAAGUCCCAAAGAUUGCUUUCACUGGGCAUGCGCAAUUGAAGCCACAGUCAUGAUGUCUAGUGUGUAUAAAACAGUAAACUUCAAAGAGACUGAUUUUAUAUGUCGAGUACGAGUGUCUUGAAGCAAGGUAUGACGAAGUCUUUGUACAGUUACCCUGUUGGGUCUUCAGACAUGUUCUGGGGUGAACAAAAUGAAUUGCCGUUUGCAAGAUUCAGUGCAAAUUCUCCAUCACAAGCCGAUAUUUACAACCUUGCCCACAAUGAAAGUUUUGGAAUUGUAAACAAAGAGAUUGGUAAGCAAGCAAGAUGGACCAAACCUUUGGGGCAUAUUUCAAGUAAUGGAGAAGCAGAAAACGAGAACUCUCUGCCUCUCUUGCAGCAUAUGCCACACAAUUGUUACCAUUGUUACCAUGCUGAAGAGACCACAGUUGCAGAAAUCGGUUAUCCAUCCUCUGGAGAGCUAGAGAUGCAUCAGCACGAUGCCAGUGUACCUCCUCUCGUCCUUAGUGGUCCUAUAUCUCAACCAAUGGCUGCAGAAGGCCCUGACUACUAUGGAACUCGACAACUGUACCAUCUUGAUGAGCCCCCUUGUGAACCACUUUCCUAUGCAACCACCGGUGUGCCUACAGCGACAGCAGAUGUCCCUCCACAGUUGAUCCACAUCCCAAGCUAUAUUCAAAUAUCACCACACCAACAAUCUGCAGAAGUCAAAGGAACUCAGUUGGUCCUGCCACCAGAUCAUGUUGGGAGCUCUGCUGCUGCACGGAUGAUUGAGAUGCAACAACGUCAAGGUGAACUUGGACAGCAGCACCAUCAGUAUUUAUCACAAAUGACUGUAAACAAUUCACCUCCUCCGUUGUUUAAGCCAUCAGGGUUUUUCAUGUCAAAGUCCGGUCAGAUUGAGUACAUUUGGCCGCAACCAUCGUCGUAUUCAUUCAAUGAUCAAAAACGAAAUGGUCGUCGUUUGGCGUGCACUUGUCCAAACUGCCAAAGAGGGCUGAAUGCCAAGACCCUAAACAAAGACGGCACCGUCAAGAAGAAGCAGCAUACCUGUCAUUAUCCCAACUGCAACAAAGUGUACAGUAAGACAUCACACUUGAGAGCUCACCUGCGUUGGCACAUUGGGGACAAACCGUUCAUAUGCAGCUGGCUAUUGUGUGGCAAGAGAUUUAUUCGAUCUGAUGAACUUCAACGUCAUGUACGUAUCCACACAGGGGAGAAGAAAUUCUUGUGUCAAGUCUGCGAUAAGCGUUUCAUGCGAAGCGACCAUCUCAGCAAGCACAUUCGGACGCAUAUGAGGGAAGAUGCUGAAAAGCAAUCGAUCCAGGACGAGGAAUUCGUCGAUGGGAGCUCUCGUGGAAGUUCUCCCGUUCGAAGUGUUUCCGUUAGUUCCAGUUCUUCAGAUGAUACGAGUGAAUCGAUCAGUGAGGUCAGCUCAGACGUGGAGUUGGAAGAUUGUGUGUCGAGCUCUCAAGACUCUGGAUACAGUGUCGUCUGGUAGACAAUCAAAUUAAACAACCCAUUUCACUUAUUUAACACUUAUUUGCCGACUAAGCCCACUCACUUGAUCACAACAAUCUACAAACAGUUUUUCGACACAAAUCCAAUAAUUUGAUUAUAACAUGUAAUCACAAACUUCAUGUUCUCUGUUUAUAACUGAAUCACCCACCACCCAGCCUAGUGUGGCAAUUUCAUACCAUAUUAUAGAACCUCACUCAAAUUCACGUCAAACUUAAUUUCAUCAUAAUAAAUUAUUAUGCCAUUUUCUUUCAUAUUUUUCACCAUGGUUGUCAUAUGUGUUUCAUUUUGUUAUCAGUUUAUGAAUUAUGUUGAUCAAG